Messenger RNA from Sclerotinia trifoliorum, 1540 nucleotides. The record is from the annotation of a GenBank genome assembly. Lineage: Eukaryota; Fungi; Ascomycota; Leotiomycetes; Helotiales; Sclerotiniaceae.
CUCGGCCGCUAUUGGGUAGUUGGUGAAAGAUCACGAUUUGCACCAAUGAAAACUUCGUGAACUUCCUCACACGAACUCAACUCAGCCAAUGAAUGCUUCGCUACGGGCUUUACUAGCAGCCUCGCCUCUCAUUACAGCCUUACACUAGCUAGAGUUCAGGCCCACUAGCUGCAAGGCUACAAUAAUAAUUUUGCUUUCCGAUAACGAGAUUUAACAGAGUCAUCAUUGAUACAAAAUUACCAUAUUCGUACAUUAUUGAUUCAGUAUUAAUCAAUUACAUACAUUCUUUUAUACAAUGGCAGAUCCUCUUCUAUCAUCAUUAUGUCGCAUCUGUCAUAUCAAUCCCACAAAGUAUACAUGUCCGCGAUGCUCUCAACAAACAUGCUCACUUCCCUGCUCCAAACGUCACAAAGUCUGGUCAUCAUGCUCCGGUAUUCGCGAUCCUACUGUCUAUAAACCAAAAGCACAAUUGGCAACUCCUUCGGGCAUUGAUCAUGAUUACAACUUCCUUCAUUCAAUUGAGCACCGAAUCGCAAGAUCGGAAAAAGAGAUUGUGGAAGAGCGAGGCCUUGUAACGAAAACGGAACUCCAGCUGGCAAGAGAAGGCCAAAAUGACGAUAGAAGACGAUUCAACAAAACCACAUGGCGUCAGCGCGAAGAUUUUAUUACUAAAAUGCUACAAAAUUCCGGAAUAACACUAGUUAAAGCCCCGAAUGGGAUGUCUAGAAAUUUGGAGAACACAUCUACUUGGAGUAAAACGCAGAAGUGCAUGAAUUGGCAGAUGGAAUGGAUUCGAGAGCCAGAUACGGGCGGAAGAAUACUGCAUAAAUCGAUAGACAAAUGGUCAAUCAACGAUACAUAUUCAAUACUCCUGGAGGACCAACAAAGAUUGAACAUGGCGCCAGAGGAAAAAGCUGCGCUGAAGAAGAGGAAAGCAAAUGAGUUGAAAGAGAAUAAGGCUAAGAGAAUUAAGUCAGUUGAACACUUGUUGGAUAUACCGCCACUUUCCUCAUUUCAAAACUUGACUGGAGCUUGGAACGUAGUUUUGGAUCAGCCAACGAUAUCAACAGACCAGGAUUCCACUUACCAAGCCAGUACACCACGGAAGCUUGAUUCCAAGUAUCAUUUCUAUCUCCAUCGACCUAAGACUCGAUCAUCAUAUCCUAAAGUACUAGUACCUCUGGACCCAACACAGUCAAUAUCGAAAGUUCUAGAGAAUCGUACAGUCCUCGAAUUUCCUACCUUCUACGUUUUUGAAACAGACAAAUUUCCAGACACAUUUAUGCUGGAAAAGGAUUAUAUAAAAGCUACUGGAGAUGGACCAGAGAUGGAAAUUGAGGAAUCUGAGGAUGAGGAUACUAGUGGUAGUGACUCUUCCUCGGAUGAGGAUGAAGAUGAAGAUAUGGAAAUGGAGGAUGGAGAGAUUGCAUCAUGAAGUAUUUUAUGAUCUGUUGCCGUCAAAUUGUAUACGUAUAAAAGCAUUGCGUCCCAUGAUACCCUCACACUAGAAAUCCAACAUAUAUCCGUUCAAAAUGAUGUA